AUGGCUAAACAAGUUGGAAAGAAGGACAAGAAACAGUCAAUAGAAGAGGUGGCCGUCAAUGAGGGAGAAACAACUCAUCUUCAUCACAAGUAUCAUCCAUCAGAUUCAAACCUGGAACCUAGGAUCCUUAAGAAAAAGUUGCACCAAUCAAGAAGAGUAAUCUUUAUCUUAGGAGCUGUCAUAGGAUUGUGUUGUGCCGUAUUUUUCUCUACUUCAAGUGAAAGACUCCUUCUAAAUGACUUGGACAACUAUGUCAAUUUUGAUUCCUUCAGCGACUUUUUCGGAGAGUGGAGAGAUAUGGUUCCGGCUUCAUUCCAGUCAAUGAUAUCUGAUAUCAAGUCCCAAGAAAGUGACAGACAGUUACAUGGCUCGGCAGAAUCGUUCUCUGUGGGCCAAAGAAUGGCAUCGACGCUCAACUUGAAAUCUAAGCAUAACGUGGUGAUGGUUCCAGGAGUUAUUUCAACUGGUCUUGAAAGUUGGGGUCUGUCUACCGAUGGAGAUUGUCCUUCAAUCAACCACUUUAGAAAGAGAUUAUGGGGAUCGUUUUAUAUGUUGAGGACUAUGGUAUUAGACAAAAGCUGUUGGUUAAAACAUAUUAUGUUGGACCCUGAAACUGGGUUGGACCCUGAAAACGUCAAGGUGAGAGCUGCUCAAGGGUUUGAGGCAGCGGACUUCUUCAUUGCCGGGUACUGGAUCUGGAACAAAAUCUUGCAGAAUUUGGCAGUGAUUGGCUAUGGUCCAGACAAUAUGUUGAGUGCCAGUUAUGAUUGGAGGUUGGCCUACUUGGACUUGGAGAAGCGUGAUCAUUAUUUCUCCAAGUUAAAGGCACAAAUCGAGUUGAACUACUUGUUGUCUGGAGAACAGACCACUUUGAUCGGCCACUCUAUGGGAUCACAGGUGAUCUUUUACUUUUUAAAAUGGGUAGAAGCCAAAGGUGAGUACUACGGAAACGGUGGAAGUUCCUGGUGUAAUACCUAUCUUGCUGCUGUUGUCGACAUCAGUGGGUCAUCACUUGGAACUCCCAAGACUUUAACUGCUUUGAUGUCUGGAGAAAUGAAAGAUACGGUACAAUUGAAUGCGUUAGCCGUAUAUGGUUUAGAGAAGUUUUUCAGUAGAAAGGAAAGAAGUGACAUGUGCCGAACCUUUGGUGGUAUCCCUUCAAUGAUUCCAAAAGGUGGUGAUAUCAUCUGGGGAAACCUUACACAUGCCCCUGAUGAUCCAACCAACACAUUGGCUACUGAAAAUGCUUUACUAAACGACUCGGUAUCCCUUAAAGGUAGCAAAUCAGAGUCAUUUGGUACAUUCAUAAGGUUGAAGUCGGAAAAAACUGGGGAUCGUAACUUAAGCUUGACUGACAGUAUUGACUUGUUAUUAGAUACGUCCCCUGAUUGGUUUUCCAACAGAGUCAGAGAACAAUACUCAUUUGGAAUUGCUCAUACACAAGAGGAAUUGGAAAGAAACAAUCAUGAUCAUUCGAAAUGGGCAAACCCAUUAGAGGCAAGUUUGCCAAAUGCCCCCGGUAUGAAAUACUAUUGUUUUUAUGGAGUGGGCAAUCCCACCGAAAGAGCAUAUUCAUAUCACGAUGCAGAAAAAGAAUCGAACUUGAGUUUCACCAUUGAUUCAGAGGCUGCGGAUCCGGUGUAUUUUGGUGACGGAGAUGGAACUGUUAGUUUAUUAACGCACUCAGCAUGUCACGUGUGGAAGAAGAACAACACCAUCUAUAACCCAGGGAAAGUUUCCGUCACCGUCGUAGAAAUAAAACAUGAGCCUGAUAGAUUUGAUAUUAGAGGUGGUGCUAAAACAGCGGAACAUGUUGAUAUUUUGGGGUCGGCUGAAUUAAAUGAAUUGAUUUUAAAGGUGGUGGCUGGUAAAGGAGACACCAUAGAAGACAGAUAUAUCAGUGAAUUAAAGGAUAUAGUCGCUGGGAUGCCCUUGAACUAG
Yamadazyma tenuis ATCC 10573 is the source of this 1941-nucleotide messenger RNA. It is a transcript of the gene LRO1, whose product is annotated as phospholipid:diacylglycerol acyltransferase. Gene Ontology annotation, biological process: triglyceride biosynthetic process; lipid storage. Gene Ontology annotation, cellular component: perinuclear endoplasmic reticulum; cytoplasm. NCBI's taxonomy places the organism in Eukaryota, Fungi, Ascomycota, Pichiomycetes, Serinales, Debaryomycetaceae. Gene Ontology annotation, molecular function: phospholipid:diacylglycerol acyltransferase activity. The record is from RefSeq and is a predicted model, not a curated record.